AUGUCUGGCUCAACGCCAUUUGCAGUCUCUCAACUCCCUCCGCAGGAUGAGAUCAAAAUUCUGCUUGCCGAAGAAAUGAAAGACAGAUUCGUAGGGCCAAUGCCCCUGCAAAAAUUUAUGGAUGACUAUCUGCCGCGACUACCUGGCCAGGAAGCCUGUCCUCACAUUCAUGAGCAGCAUUUCCGUAAAAUACCAGAAGGUGCAUCCGAAAAGUCAUUCUACACGCUCCUGGCAGAUGCUAUGAAGCCAUUCACACCCGGAUUUGAGGUCAUUGACACUAGUCAACACCCUAGCAGCGGCGUUGAAUACGGCGGUUUCAAAUUAAGACCUGACGUAGCACUCUAUCCCAAAGACUGUGGUCGCACCAAGAUCACCGACUUUGAACUCAUGGCUAUGUUUUUGGAGGUCAAAAGUUUGGAUAAGCAUGAUGCGUUCGCGGAUCCUCCGCAGGAUACGCUCUCUAAAUUAUUGGGCGAAGAACUCGACAUAUUUCUGAACAAUUGGAAAUUCGAGUGCGACACGACAAAUGGAAUGCUCACUAGGGGUCAGAUGAUCGCAUAUGCGCUCACGCAGAUUGGGUGUCAAUUCCGCCAAUUUGCAUUCUCGGUCGCAAUCAUCGGCAAGCACGCUCGCAUUUUACGCUGGGACCGUGGAGGGGCUGUGGUGACUGAGAGGUUCGACUAUACGGAACAACCUGGGCUCCUUGCCGAUUUUUUUUGGCGGUUUAGCCUGGCCAGUGCAGAGAGGAUGGGGUUGGACCAGUCAGUAACCGAGGUUGAAGCUGAUUUUGAUACCCUUGAGAUUUGCACCAAGCUCAAAUUGCCAACGUCAACCAAGUUGUUUUAUUAUGGGGUGCCAGAUGAUGACAUAAGCCGCGCUCAUCGAGACGAUCCUGAUCUGACCGCGCUGUAUCGUUACAUUGGUCCGCGUCCUCACUUUCCGUCACGAUCCCUAAUAGGUCGUGCCACGCGUUCACUUCCUGUAUAUGAUCCAGUAAAGGACCGUGUUGUAUACCUGAAAGACACGUGGAGGAUCGACUCCAAUGAUAUGCAGAAGGAAGGCGAUACCUACCGCCAACUGCACGGUUAUCAAGUCCCUCACAUCGCGCCCUUUGAACGUGGCAACGACUUAGAAGGUCACGGGUCACGUACAGUGACGCAUGAAUAUGUAGAGGAGUCGUGGGUGUGCGGUAUGCCUUUUGCCACUGGUCACGUACACUAUCGCAUGGUGCUCGGUGUGGUUGGACGCGAGCUGUCGAUAUUCCGAUCCACAUAUGAGCUCGUGAGCGCGGUGGCCGACGCCUUGGAAGCCCACGAGGAUGCCUAUCAUAAGGCUGGUAUUUUGCACCGGGACGUGAGCGUCGGAAAUCUCAUUGUCACAGACGAUGGGGAGGGUCUUCUCAUCGACUGGGAUUUGUGUCGGAAGCGCGGUACAAUCCAAAAGAGACGUCAUGACCGGACGGUAAGUGGCGGCACUUGGCAGUUCAUGUCAGCAGCAUUAUUGAGUGAUCCGACGAAGCAUCAGGACUUCGAAGAUGAUCUCGAGUCCUUUCUUCACGUGCUGACAUGGACAGCAAUACGCUACUGUCCGAGUAAUUUGACUGCUCAGGAGCGCUCUUCGUAUCUUUCAUUAAUCUUCGACGAAGUACAGGAGAAGAAUGGUGUAUAUGUCGGCGGUGAUUGCAAAUGUGGCCGUCUAGUAAGAAACACGUAUCUCCCGUCCGAGUUGGUUGCAUUCUCAGCCGGUUCACCUCUCCUCGACCUCCUGAGGGAGAUUAACCCUCCUUUUGCCGUGCGUUACCAGGUCCCUCCAUCCAAAGAAGACUUUCAUACCUAUGAAACGACAAGGACUUCCGUUGAGGACUUGACCACUCCGUUUUGGGCCAAUAUCCUUGCCGGCUUGACCUACGGACAGUAUCAACAGAAGCUUGAGAAUCUAAAAAGGCGUUCUUGGUUCCCUUUGAUGAUUCGGGCUUACCUGCAAAACCCAGACCUUACAUGGCCCACGGAUGACAAAGCCGAGCGCUUACCCCUAGGAGCCAAGUCCACUGCUACGAAGAGGCAGAAGGCACAGAACUCGAACCGUAUCAAUAGUCAAGAUGCGGCAAGGGCCCACAGCCGUUUUCCUGGGGAGUUGGACGAUACAGCAGGUCAGAAGUCAACUGCUAAGGAAAACAGGUUGGUAAAGCGUCGAAAGGUUGCGUGA
Molecule: messenger RNA, 2205 nt
Organism: Suillus bovinus
Lineage: Eukaryota; Fungi; Basidiomycota; Agaricomycetes; Boletales; Suillaceae
Exons: 4
Coding region: 1-2205 (734 amino acids)
Biological process (GO): protein phosphorylation
Molecular function (GO): protein kinase activity
Source: RefSeq, a predicted model, not a curated record